Messenger RNA from Nematolebias whitei (Rio pearlfish), 2081 nucleotides. RefSeq names its product zinc finger protein 85-like. Lineage: Eukaryota; Metazoa; Chordata; Actinopteri; Cyprinodontiformes; Rivulidae. The transcript has 6 exons. The record is from RefSeq and is a predicted model, not a curated record. Bases 15 to 2081 code for a protein of 688 amino acids.
CAGAUGUUCAGCAGAUGGUGCUGAUUAAAGAAGCAGCUUCUGAAGUACAGAUGCUUGGUGUGGACCAACAGGAUCCAGAUACCCUCAACAUAAAGGAGGAAGAGGAGGAACUGUGGACCAGUCAAGAGGGAGACCAGUUUUAUGUGAAAAAUGAGACGGAUGACAUCGGGUUUGCAUUCACUGCUGCUCCUUUGAAGAGUGAGGAAGAUGAAGAGGGACCUCUGUUUUUACAGCUUCAUCAGCACCAAGUAAAAGAGGAAGAUCUCCCAACCAGCAGCUCAGUUGAUGAGAUGAAAGCAGCAACUGGUGGAGAGGACUGUGGAGGAUUAGAGACUGUCAGGAACCCAAAUCUAAAUACUUAUGGAGAUGAUUGCAGCUCUUCAGAGACUGAAGUCAGUGAGGAAGAGGAUGAAGGUGAUGGUGGUGAUGAUGAUGAUGAUGAUGAUAUAAAUGACUCUGAAUCUCAGCUAAAAGACUUAUCAGACUAUGGAUCAGAACCUGAAGAUGAUGACAAAGACUGGAAGGAGAGCAGAGCUCCUGAAUCAGGUGUACACACUGUCAAGAAGUCUUGCAGCUUCAGUGAGCACGAGAAACAGUUUCACAAGACAAGUCAGUCAUUGAUGUCUUCAAAUUGUUUGGUUAUGAAGGAAUGUUUUGAAGUUAAGAAAACUGGAGACUCAAUCAAGAAAAAACAAUCAAGACAGAACUCAUUUAGUUGUGAAGACUGUGGAAAAAAUUUUAACAGAAAAGGUAAUCUAAAGGCACACAUGAUAGUUCACACAGGACAGAAACCAUUUGCUUGUGAUCUUUGUGGACAAAUGUUUGGACAUAAGUCAACUUUAAACAGACACAUGAUAGUUCACACAGGACAGAAAGCAUUUGCUUGUGAUGUUUGUGGACAAAGAUUUGGACAUAAGACAACUUUAAACAUACACAUGAUAGUCCAUACAGGACAGAAAGCAUUUGCUUGUGAUGUUUGUGGACAAAGGUUUGGGCAUAAGUCACAUUUAAACACACACUUGAUAGUCCACACAGGACAGAAACCAUUUGCUUGUGAUGUUUGUGGACAAAGGUUUGGACAGAAGUCACAUUUAAACACGCACAUGAUAGUCCACACAGGACAGAAACCAUUUGCUUGUGAUGUUUGUGGACAAAGGUUUGGACAAAAGUCAACUUUAAACACUCACAUGAUAGUCCACACAGGACAGAAAGCAUUUGCUUGUGAUUUUUGUGGACGAAGGUUUGGACGGAAGUCACAUUUAGACAGACACAUAAUAGUCCAUACAGGAGAGAAACCAUUUGCUUGUUAUCUUUGUAGACAAAGGUUUGGACAUAAGUCAACUUUAAACACACACAUGAUAGUCCACACAGGACAGAAACAAUUUCCUUGUGAUCUUUGUGGACACAGGUUUAGCGACAAAUCAUAUUUAAACAGACACGUGAUUGUCCAUACAGGACAGAAAGCAUUUGCUUGUGAUGUUUGUGGACAAAGGUUUGGACUGAAGUCAACUUUAAACACACACAUGAUAGCUGUGGUCUGGCUACUGCAGCAGGUUCUUGGCUGGCUGCUACAGGUUCUGGACAACAUGCAGACUCUGGUCGGGCUGCAGGUUCCGGACAACAUGCAGACUCUGGUCAGGCUGCAGGUUCCGGACAACAUGCAGACUCUGGUCGGGCUGCAGACUCUGGUCGGGCUGCAGGUUCCGGACAACAUGCAGUCUCUGGUCGGGCUGCAGGUUCCGGACUACCUGCAGACUCUGGUCGGGCUGCAAGUUCCGGACUACCUGCAGACUCUGGUCGGGCUGCAGAUUCCAGACUACCUGCAGACUCUGGUUCUGGCUGAGGAGAGCAGGCUGGAGGCUGGGACCAGGAGGAGGCGGAACCAAAAAACUCAGCCUCGCUGGGCCGAGUGCGAGGAGCUGGACUUGCAGGUGAUGUGGGCGGAAGAGCAGCAGACCGGGGCGUACCAGAGUUCGUCCUCUGACUCGGCGUCCUCCCCCAACGUCCACCCAGAGGAGACUGUAGGAGAGGCGAAGGCAGAACUUAAACUGCCUGGCCGCGGCUUCCCAGGACGGGUCUAG